AUGGCCGACGUCAAGAAGGGCAAGACUCCCAAGGAGUUCUUUGUCGACUUCAUGAUGGGUGGUGUGUCUGCGGCUGUUGCCAAGACCUCCGCUGCUCCCAUCGAGCGUAUCAAGCUCCUGAUUCAAAACCAGGACGAGAUGAUCAAGCAGGGCCGCCUUGCUGAGCCCUACAAGGGCAUCAGCGACUGCUUCGCGCGUACCUACCGUGACGAGGGUGUCCUCUCCCUCUGGAGAGGAAACACCGCCAACGUCAUCCGGUACUUCCCCACGCAGGCGUUGAACUUCGCGUUCAAGGACUACUUCAAGUCCCUGUUCGGCUUUAAGAAGGACGACGGCUACUGGAGGUGGUUCGGUGGCAACGUCGCCUCCGGUGCCGGUGCUGGUGCCGCGUCGCUCAUGUUCGUGUACUCGCUCGACUACGCUCGUACCCGUCUUGCGAACGACGCGAAGUCCGCCAAGGGUGGAGGAGCCCGCCAGUUCAACGGCCUCGUCGACGUCUACAAGAAGACCCUCGCGUCUGAUGGUAUCGCCGGUCUCUACCGUGGCUUCGUCCCGUCGGUUGUCGGCAUCGUCGUCUACCGUGGUCUCUACUUCGGUGUCUACGACUCGCUCAAGCCCGUUGUCCUCGUCGGUGCUCUCCAGGGCUCGUUCUUCGCGUCCUUCCUGCUCGGCUGGGGUGUUACCAUUGGUGCUGGUCUUGCUUCGUACCCUCUCGACACCAUCCGUCGUCGCAUGAUGAUGACUUCUGGUGCUGGUGUUCACUACAAGUCCAUGUUCGAUGCUGGCUCGCAGAUCGUCGCGAAGGAGGGCAUGAAGUCCCUGUUCAAGGGUGCUGGUGCCAACAUCCUCCGUGGUGUUGCUGGUGCUGGUGUCUUGUCGCUCUACGACAAGCUUCAGGAGGUCAUGUUCGGCAAGGUCUACUCCGGUGGCUCUGGCUAA
Messenger RNA from Trametes versicolor FP-101664 SS1, 939 nucleotides. RefSeq names its product mitochondrial carrier. The record is from RefSeq and is a predicted model, not a curated record. Gene Ontology annotation, molecular function: ATP:ADP antiporter activity. The transcript has 8 exons. Gene Ontology annotation, biological process: mitochondrial ADP transmembrane transport; mitochondrial ATP transmembrane transport. NCBI's taxonomy places the organism in Eukaryota, Fungi, Basidiomycota, Agaricomycetes, Polyporales, Polyporaceae. Gene Ontology annotation, cellular component: mitochondrial inner membrane. The coding region runs from base 1 to 939 and encodes 312 amino acids.